Messenger RNA from Colletotrichum chrysophilum, 2118 nucleotides. It is a transcript of the gene CCR4, whose product is annotated as Glucose-repressible alcohol dehydrogenase transcriptional effector. Lineage: Eukaryota; Fungi; Ascomycota; Sordariomycetes; Glomerellales; Glomerellaceae. Gene Ontology annotation, biological process: nuclear-transcribed mRNA poly(A) tail shortening. Gene Ontology annotation, cellular component: CCR4-NOT complex; cytoplasm; nucleus. The record is from RefSeq and is a predicted model, not a curated record. The transcript is spliced from 2 exons. Gene Ontology annotation, molecular function: protein binding; poly(A)-specific ribonuclease activity. Bases 1 to 2118 code for a protein of 705 amino acids.
AUGUUCUCCCAGAAUCACCAGCAGGGCCACAACUCCCGCAUCAAUGGGGCCCCCGGCGGCCGGGGCAUCCCUAUGCUGUACAACUACCAACAGCAACAGCAACAACACCACCAGACCCAUCUCCAGCACCACCAGGCUCAACAGGCGGAACAUGCCGCCCACAACGGCAAUGGUGGCGUCAUGGGCCACCACUCGGCCUUCACCGGCGUCAUGGGGAAUUCCAGCCCGUACAGCAACAACGGCUUGCAGAACGGCCAGGGCGGGGCCGCAAGGGGAGGACAAACACAGCAGAUGACCGAGCAUUGGGGCGAGCAGCUUCGCUUGUUCGAGGAGUCCAAGCAAGCCCACCGCGCCAUGACCGAGCAGAACCAACCGCACUACUACGCCAGACUAAAGGCUUCCGAGAACCGUGGCAUCGCCGGACCUUCGCCCACCUCGGGCAAGAACAAUGGUGAUGACGAGGCGGAUGACAGGAGACGGCCGUACAGCCUGGAAGCAAAGAAGGAAAGGCAAAACUGGCACAACAUGGACCUCAGUGGCCAAGGACUUCGAAACCUCGCCCCCGCCCUCUUCCGCUACCAAUUCCUCCACGACCUCUUCAUCGCCUCCAACCGCCUGCAGACGCUCCCUCCCGCCAUCGGCCAGCUUCGCCAGCUCCGAUACCUCAACGUUUCCUUCAACCAAAUCAAGAUCCUCCCUCCCGAGCUCGGCAUGUGCACCUACCUCAACCAGCUGCUCCUCUUUGAGAACCAAAUCGCGACUCUGCCCUUCGAGCUGGGCUCCCUACAUCUGUUGGAAGUCCUUGGUAUUGAGGGCAACCCUCUCGACCAGGACAUGAAGCAGGAGAUCAUGGAGAAGGGCACCAAGAGCUUGAUCAACCUCCUCAAGGAGCAAGCUCCAGUGCCGCUUCCCCCGUCCCCUCGAAAGUGCAUCACUGUGCAAGAAGAUGUGUCGCCUACCUUGGAAAGAGUCAGAGUUUUUAGCUGGAACGUUCUGUGCGACAAGUACGCGACGCCGCAGACAUAUGGAUACACGCCGACGGAGGCUCUUAACUGGAACUACCGAAAGGCUUGCAUUAUGGAAGAGCUACGCGAGAAGGAUGCCGAUCUGCUGUGCUUGCAGGAAAUCUCGACCGAGGCGUUCAAGGAGGAGUUCAGCCCCGACCUGGCGACGAUGGACUACCGAGGUAUCCACUGGCCCAAGACUCGUGCGAAGACCAUGGCCGAGAAGGACGCGCAAGGAGUUGACGGUUGCGCUACGUUCUACAAAGCGAGCAAGUGGAUUCUGCUCGACAAGCAAGUCAUUGAGUUUGCCGCCAUCGCCAUCAACCGCCCGGAUAUGAAGAACCAGCACGAUGUGUUCAACCGUGUUAUGCCGAAAGACAACAUCGCCGUGGUCGCAUUCCUCGAGAGCCGUCUCACAGGCUCACGCAUCAUCCUCGUCAACGGACAUUUGGCCUGGGAAUCGGUUUUGGCAGACGUCAAGCUGAUCCAGACUGGUAUCUUGAUGGAACAAAUUACAAAGCUGGCCGAGAAGUACGUUCGCUGGCCGGCACUCAAGGACAAGAAGCCCAUCGUAUUCUCUGCUACUGCCAAGGAUGGAGAGGAGCCGCCGCCGCCCGCCAAGGAACCCGGCCCCAGCCAGGAGUACCGCAACAACACCGACAUCCCCUUGCUUGUCUGCGGUGAUUUCAACUCAACAGAAGACAGCUCUGUCUAUGAGCUCCUGUCUACCGGAAGAGUCCCGCCGAACCACACCGAACUGUCUAGCUUUCAGUACGGUAGCUUUACGCGCGACGGUAUCGACCACCCCUUCAGCUUGCGGGAUGCCUACGCACACCUCAAGAACACCCCCGACGAAAUGCCCUUCACAAACUACACGCCCGGUUUCUCAGACGUCAUUGACUACUUAUGGUACUCGACCAACACGCUUGAAGUGGUGGACCUCCUCGGCCCUCCCGACGCGGAAUACCUCAAGCGCGUGCCUGCCUUCCCCAACUACCACUUCCCAGCGGAUCACAUCCAGAUCAUGGCCGAGUUCGUCAUCAAGGCGAGGAAGGACAAGAAGGCGCACCCGGAACCGGAUUUUGGAUCAGGAAGCCAGGGGCAAGGCCGGUAG